Fomitiporia mediterranea MF3/22 is the source of this 518-nucleotide messenger RNA. RefSeq lists its product as uncharacterized. NCBI's taxonomy places the organism in Eukaryota, Fungi, Basidiomycota, Agaricomycetes, Hymenochaetales, Hymenochaetaceae. The record is from RefSeq and is a predicted model, not a curated record. The transcript has 3 exons. Bases 100 to 465 code for a protein of 121 amino acids.
UGCGUGCUUGUCCAUUUUCUGCUUGAAACGCGGCUACAGAGGUUAUUAGCCUCUCCGUUCGCUGUGCGCGACUUCUUCUCGCCAGAUUUUUUUAUUGAGAUGAUCGUCGACGUCGGGGGCAUCGGCUACCACGUUAGCGAGUUGAAUUUAAUAUUGCUAAUUUUCGCGCGUCGGUUUGCGGUGACGGAGAGCUGGAAAGUGAUCGAGCGCACUGAGGCGCUGUCUUGGCGGCUAAAUGAAUUUCUUUCUUCCGACGUUUUUCUCACCUGUCUUCUCUCUCCGACUAGACUAUACUCCAUUUCUCGACCCCUCUUUCUUAGUGCUAGUCCUGCAGUAGGCGAGUUGGUCUGUCUAGGACAAUUGGGCCCCCAGGACACCUCUACGGUCAUCACCCUGCGCGCCUCUUGUGCUAAUUUCCUUCGCGACAGCCUGAGCGAUCGGGGAACGGGGUUUACAACAAAGUAAAGUUCGUGCAGAUCUAUCGUAGCGUUUAUAGUGCUCCUUGUAUUCAUCUUUCC